Molecule: messenger RNA, 921 nt
Organism: Phymastichus coffea
Lineage: Eukaryota; Metazoa; Arthropoda; Insecta; Hymenoptera; Eulophidae
Product: putative gamma-glutamylcyclotransferase CG2811
Exons: 5
Coding region: 201-737 (178 amino acids)
Molecular function (GO): gamma-glutamylaminecyclotransferase activity
Source: RefSeq, a predicted model, not a curated record
UACGUGGUUGCGUUUAUCAUGUGUUUAUUUUCUUCAUAUUGUAUUGGAAGUUACAAGAUUUAAAACGACAAACGAGACAUAGAUCAACCAAAUCAUAGAUUGACACUAUUUUAAUGCAGUUAUUACUCACAAGGUAUAAUAAUAAAAAUCUAAAACGAUAACUCACCUUCAUAGAACAAUAUCAACGGAAAACGGUGACAAUGUACGAAAAUUUAUUCAAAAGUCCCCUGCAAAGAAUUUUCUUGUACGGGACAUUAAAACGGGGUGAACCAAAUCACAGCCUUUUAUCCAAUAAAGAAUAUGGAUACGCUAAAUUAAUAGGACUCGGCAAGACGUUACUGAAAUAUCCUCUAGUUAUAACAACUAAAUACAACAUUCCAUUUAUGUUAAAGAAACCUGGUUUCGGCAACCAAAUAUGUGGUGAAGUUUAUGAUGUAGAUUCAAAAAUGCUGAAAAAAUUAGACGAGUUCGAAGAGCAUCCUAAUUUCUAUGUUAGAGCAGAAGAAGAUAUUUGGUUGGCAUCUGAAAGCAAUUUAAAAAAUGGGGCAGAAUUCGAAAAGGUUGGAGCUCAAUGUAAGGCAUGGAUAUACAUUUUGCCGAAAUUCAACGAAUCCUUGCUGGAACUUCCAAUGUACACAUCCUACAGCAACGAUGGAUCACAUGGACUAAAAUAUUGCGAAAGGUAUCUGCGCGACCCAACUUUUAAUCAUAGAGCUGAAGUAACAUCAUGCAAUUAACUGCAUGCGUCACACGAACAAAUUAUUCGCAAAUCAAUUUCAUAUGCUAAAGCGAAACCGAAUUAAGCAAGCUCGAUGAUGUUUUAUAAAGAAGUUAAAGAAAACAAACGUAAGAUAUAAAGGGAAAAGGCGUAUUGGCUGAUUAGAAUAUUGACUUGUAAAUAAAAAGUAAUGAAUGACCAAG